AUGAGUCCUAUGAAAAAAGAUUUGUCUGUGCGAGAGAGCCGCCUAGCUGAGACUGACCAGUCUACAGAGCUGGCUAGUGUAAUGAGUUUUAAUUCCACUAACAGCAAUCAGCAGUCUUCUGCCACACCUUUACCACCGGGAACAUCCCAAGCUCCUGGCACUCAGGCACUACCCACACAGACCAUUCCUGGACAAGUGGCUCCCCCACCAUCACAGGUCCAGGCACCUCAAGCCCAGCAGAUACCGUCACAGGAUCUAGCCAAUCAACCGCAGCAACUUGAAACCAAGGUGGAGAUGGUGUACUCGCUGCUGUCAAUGCUUGGGGCACAUGACAAGGAUGAUAUGAGUCGGACACUCUUGGCCAUGUCCAGCUCUCAGGAUAGCUGUAUUGCCAUGCGACAGUCAGGUUGUAUGCCACUGCUGAUCCAGUUACUACACGGAAGUGACAAGGAUUCAGGGUUGCUAGGCAACACAAGAGGGAGUAAAGCUGCCCGAGCACGGGCUGCAGCGGCACUUCACAACAUUGUACACAGUCACCCUGAUGACAAACGAGGUAGGCGUGAGGCCAGAGUACUAAGACUGCUGGAGCAGAUUCGUGCCCACAGUGACCAGCUGAGGGAUGGACCAGAAGAGGAAGCAGGGCAAUCAGGUAACAAGACACAUGACAUGGAUCACCAUCCAGGUCCAGCUGUAGCAGCUCUGAUGAAGUUGUCAUUUGAUGAAGAACAUCGCCAUGCAAUCUGUAGCUUAGGAGGUGUACAGGCAAUAGCGGAGCUGAUACAGGUUGACAACGAUAUACACACCGACACAGAGGAACAGUAUAAUAUCACCAUGCGUCGCUAUGGCUGUAUGGCCCUCACCAAUCUUACCUUCGGUGACGGCACCAACAAAGCUCUACUCUGUUCCAUGAGAGGAUUUAUGCAAGCACUGGUCAGUCAGUUACUGUCUUCUUGUGAAGAUUUGUGUCAGGUUGCUGCGAGUGUACUUAGGAAUCUUUCCUGGAAAGCUGACCUGGCAAGUAAAAAGACAUUGCGUGAAGUAGGUGCGGCCACUACUCUCAUGAAAGCUUCCAUGGAAGUGAAAAAAGAGGCUACGUUGAAGAGUAUUCUCAGUGCGUUGUGGAAUCUGUCUGCUCAUGGAAGUGAAAAUAAGGCAGAUAUAUGUGCAGUUGAUGGUUCAUUAGAGUUUUUAGUUGGUACAUUAACCUAUAAAAGUCCUUCUAAGACAACGGCUGUGAUAGAAAAUGGUGGCGGUGUGCUUCGUAAUAUUUCAAGUCAUAUCACAGUUCGUGAGGAUUACCGAGCAACACUACGUAAACAGUCAUGUCUUCAGAUUCUGCUGAAACAACUUCGGUCCACAAGUCUGACAAUAGUUAGUAACGCAUGUGGUACCUUAUGGAAUCUCUCUGCUCGCUGUUUAGAGGACCAACAGGCAUUAUGGGAUAUGGGGGCAGUUGGCAUGCUCAGGAAUCUUGUGCAUUCAAAACAUCAGAUGAUUUCAAUGGGAAGUUCAGCAGCUUUAAAGAACUUACUCAAUGCCUGUCCUAAUAUAAAGAAUAUGAACAUGGAUAGAAAGACAAAUUCAAACCGUCCAUCGUUACAUGUACGGAAACAGAGAGCAUUAGAAGCAGAAAUUGACCAGAAUUUAUCAGAGACUUGUGAAAAUUUAGAGAGCCCUCGUGACAGUCCGACAGAGAAUGGACGUAAUACUGAAAAAGACAAUAAUUCACGUUUUCACUUCCCUGGUGGUACAGGGCAGCAGGAACAUGACUCGCGGCGAUUGUCCCGUGGUCCCUACUAUCAGAGUGGGACACGAAGUGGGGAUAAUACUCCGAUGUCUGACAGUCGUCUGAUGUCACCAAAACGGGUGGCAAGAUCAGGCAGUCAAGACAGUGUAGGGAGUACUCAUUCAGACAUCUCACACGAUCGUAGUCGCUUUCGUGCAGCGAUGCGAAAUGCAAGAAAUUGUCAAGAGAGACAGGGAGGAAGUCUCGAUCGGAGAACUUCUGGAACAUCAGGAGGGCAUCAGUAUGGGAAUUCCUCUUCUGAGGAGACAGGGUCUGAACAAGGCAGUCACGAGGGGCAACCCCACUCAUCAGGGGCUCACAUAGCACAGGUCAUGAUGGAAGUAGAGAGAGAUAAGGUAUCAUAUCCUUUGAGGGGAGAUAACUCAAAUCAGCAUGGACCUCCUGCCCCAGCGGGACCAGCUCACCAGCUUUAUCGGAGCCUAACUAACUCUUCGUCAUCACCAGGUCCACAGCACAUGCACCAGAACAAUCAGUUUGUGGCGAGUACACCUGGUAAUAGCAGUUACCCAGGUGCUCAGCAUUACCAUCAAGGUAAUGACAAUGACCAACCCAUCGACUACAGCCUCAAAUUUCAUGACAGUCAAGCUUCAACCACAUCAAAUUAUCAUGACAAUCAACCAGCACACCAGGGGCCAAAUAACAGAAAGAUGGGAGGACCGGUUACUAGUAUGGGUCCUCCUUCCCAGCCUCCACCCCAGCCACAACAAAGGUUCAAUAAUUAUAUGAACCCUGGGUAUGAUCCCAAACAAGGUGUGCCAAGGUUUGUACAUCAUAGACUACUGGGAGAGCAUCCACGUCAGAUCAAUCCCGGACCAUUUAUGCGUCCACCGCUCCGCCCAAUGAUGAGACCUCCGAUGAUUCCACCUCAGUUCAGUACGUAUGCUGAGACUGACCUGGAUAGUGAUGACCAACCUACAGAUUUCAGUCGCAGAUACCCGGAACAACAUGAAGAAGAUUAUCGUGACCAACCCAUAUCCUAUAGUACACGAUUUCAGGAAGGGGAAGGACCUCGCUAUCAGGAAAAUAACCCCAUACAUAUGCGGUACCGAGACACAGACCCUAACUGUGCUGAUUGUAAGCUGGAGGAAGCUCGCCGAACCAAUGACAGACUAGAACAGUGUACGCACAGUUUCCAUGACGACCAAGUAAAGACAUUCUACACUGAGGGAACACCUCUUAACUAUCUCUCUUUGGCAGCCUCAAUGACAGACUUAACUGGGAAGAAUGCAGAAAAGGAGGAGUCAGAGGAGGGAGAAGAAGAGGAAGAGGAGGUAAAUAAUGAGUCACAUUACAAUGAAUCAGAAAAACAGACAGCCUCAUCAAAGCAUUACAGCAGUGAUGCUGACAAGCGUAUGGGAAAUAGUUCGCGACACUGUGAGUCUGACAAACGAAGUGGAAGUGGAAGCAUGGGCACAGACCAGCAGACGGGAACCACUGUGAUAACUAACUACCACCGUACUCCUCCGGGCAGUCCCCCGCCCCUACCUGAUGAAUCGGUAGAAGUCAAUACCCUGGAAAGGUCAUUUCAUGCUAGAUCUGAUGAUGAUUCUAGUCAGGAUCAAAUAAAGACAUACUGUGAGGAAGGCACACCCAUCUGUUUCUCCAGAGUGAGUUCUCUCAGUAGUCUACACAGUACUGAAGCUCAGGACAAGGUGGGGACCGAAGCACUCAAUCGUCAACUUGGUCUCACCAGCAUCAAUGAGAACGAAAACAACAAAACAUCAAAUCGUGAAAUGAGCCCUGGUGAUCGUAGGGUCAGUGCUGGGAAAUAUACUCCACUAAUGGGCCGACAGAAGCUUCUCAGUGAUUCAGAUGCACAGAGUUCGGAGUAUGAGAAGGAGCACAAAACCGUGACAUUUGAUGACCACCAUCAUGUAGAGGAGACUCCUCUCAUGUUCUCCAGAUGCAGUUCUCUUGGUUCUCUUAGCAGUUUUGAUGCCCAAUCUGUACACAGCUCAGUAGUGAGUGAGUACAGUCGUCGAGCCAGUGAGGUCGUUUCUCCCAGCGAGCUUCCUGAUUCACCAAGUGAGACAAUGCCUCCAAGUCCACGAGGAAAAUCACCACAGCCUGAUGAAAGCUCUAAAAGUUUGUCAUCUAAGAAUUACAGUGAUUCUUCGGAAGUGAAAGGAUUUAGUAGUUCAAUUCCACAAAAUGUGGUGAAACCCAUGCCAUCAAACAACAUGAACAAAACUAUUUUUGUAGAGACAGCCUCAAUUAUGGGUAAAGAUGAUCGACCAACUGUUUAUGCAGAUGAGGGUACACCACCUCAUUGCUCCGAUAGCAACAGUAUUCUAAGUGCCUUGACAAUUGAUGAUAGUGAUAAUACCAAACAUUCAAAAGACACAGAUAGUGAAGCUUCCAAACGUGCAAAGGAUUCUGAUUCUAAUGAUCUGACAUUAAUUCAGGAGAAAGUAGACGAUAUAAGCAUGUUCAAUCGAAGUGAGGAUAAGGAGAACUCGUCAAUGUCAGAAGUUUCUGAGGGUGAGGAAGACAUUCUAAAACAGUGUAUCAUCUCUGCCAUGCCACCGAAAAUGAGGAGAAGCUCUUCAGAUAAUACAAUCAAGAAAAAGUCAGCACAAUCUAAGUCUGAAUCACAUAGAAGCAAGAUGCCUGUUAGACAGGGAAAAACUGCCAGCAGCAAGUCAGUUUUGUCACCAACCUCAAAAGGAAAGAUAUCACGAGGUGGGAGUAAACACCAUCGACAGAUUACAGAGGAAAGCUUACAGGAGGAUACAGUUAAAUCAUAUGCUUCUGAGGACAUACCAAUGUCAAGGUCACAGAUUAAUCAAAUGUCAAGGUCACAGGAUAGUUCCAUGUCAACUUCACAAGAAACAUCAGGGCCACAGGACAUACUGAGGACAAGAUCACAGGAUUUCCUUACAUCAUCAAUCAUGAGAGUGGCAGAGUUGUGUAAUGUCCCAAAUGCAGGACAAGGUAUACCAAAUACCAGUGUACAAAAUAAUAUACAAUCAAAUAACAAAUGCCGAGAUGCUGCAAAAGGACAUAGGCCAACACUUAAUGUUGGCAGAGUAAUGCCAAAUGUCUGCCAUUCCCAGACUUCUCAGAAACCUAAACCACUCCUAAAAUUACAGGAUAUUUUAAGACGAGAAGAGGAUGUUAUGGAUGAUAAUGAUGACAUACCAAUGUCAUACGCUACUGAGGACACACCUCUUAUGUCACAGGCGGUUUCACCAACAACCAAAAAGGCACCUGUUGACUUGUUUAAUAUGGAGGCUGUGGCAAAGAUUGAUGUUCAGGUGGAUGAUGAUGCUGUACAGCAGUAUGCUAUAGAGGGUACACCUUACAAUGUUUCAAAUCCAGGCUCGCCCUCACAUAAAGCUGAGGACACAGUUGAGAAUGUCAUUCAAAACAAGGUUAAACUUGUCAAUCUGUCGGCAAUAGAACCAUACAUACCUGAUGAUGGUGUUAAAACGUUUGCCACAGAGGACACUCCAAUUAACUUUUCUACAAAUGGAUCACUGAGUGACUUAAGUAUCAUUACGAACAUGACUGGAGAAAUGUCAGCAGGUUUGUCCAAUCCUGUAUCAACACAGAUAUCCCCGCAUGUAACUACAACAACAGAAACACAGCAGGAACCUGUCACAAAGAUCGCUAUGGCAACAGUUCCACACCUAUCAGAGAAACAGCAAGAAGAUCAAUCAGAAACUCAGCUCGAAGAAAACCCACAACUCGAUGAUACUCAUUCAGACAGUAGCUCACUUCUCGAUGAAAGCGACGAACUUUUGUCUGAAAUCAUACUGUCUGGAAUGCCAAAAGGCAAAGUGUCCAGAAAAUUAGAUAUGGAUCGUGCAGUGGAAGGUUCAGAAGUUAGGUCUCCGGCCAAGUCGCUGACUGCCCAUGUCUUCUCCCAGUCCACUGAAGCUAAGAUUGUGUUUCAGCCACAACGCACCUCUAGUCAUAUCCCAACAACCACGGAUAACCAGCGUACUUCUAGUCUAACCAGCGUAGAUAACCAGGCACACUUCAGCAUCCCCGACUCCACUAAGGUUUACGCAAUGGAAGGUGCCCCCAACAACUUCUCAAAUCCUACCUCAGUCAGUGACCAAGAAGGUCACAUUGUAUCAGGGGAUCCACAGAAAACUAAAUCACAAAAUAUUCAUUUAGACAACAGACCCUCACUCCUUCAAGAACCAAUUAUCAACUCAACAUCUGCGAGCAUGGAUCAGUCGAGCGUUAACAUGCUGGCUACCACAGCUGAUGAUUCUGUGUUUGUACAGACUAUCGAAUCCUGUGAUUCGGUUAAAGUGUAUAAUAUGGAAGGUACGCCCCAAACGUUUUCCAGAAAUGAUUCACUUAGUUCUUUAAGUAUGAUGGAUGAAGAUGUAAAAGGGGAUCUGUCAUCUAUGUCUAAAUCCAAAAAUGACAGAAAUAAAUCAAACCUGGCAAAUCCACCGGAAAGUUUGAAAACAACAGCUAGAAACUGUAGUAUUGAUCUUCAGCGUGAGGUCGAAGGUCAAUCUAGUGACGAAACAAAAUCACAGAAAUCAGGUAAAUGUUUGGAAGAGCAACCCAAAACAUUUGCUGUAGAGGAUACUCCACAGAGUUUCUCUAGGCAUUCAUCUCUAAGUUCAAUACAAAGUCAGGAUGAUGCAGCAAAGAACACCGAAGAAACAGCGCGGAAAGUUGACCCUGCGAAAGAUCAAAAUGAGAAAUUCACUGUUGAGGACACGCCUGCCAGUUUCUCGCGGAACAGCUCGCUGAGCUCACUUAGUAUGGACUCUGAUAUAUUUGAGGCAUCUGAACAGGCCUUGUUGGAUGAAUGUAUCAGCCUUGCUCUACCAAAGAGUCGAUCUGCUAGUGCAAAGUUGGAUGAAAAAGUUAAAAGUAAAAUUCCUAGGAGUAGUCCAUGUGGAACUAGCAUACCAAAGAAGGAUGGAGCUGCAAAGGAAGGAUCAACGAGAGGUGGGUCAAGAGAUGGUGCUUCUAAGGAAGCCCCUGUCAAGUCUUCCAGACAGGACCGACGAUCUUUGGAUGCCGACAUUAAUGUACAUAAAACCCAUGAAGACUCUCGCAGAUUAGAGAGAUCAUUUGAUGCCAGUAUGUUACCGUCAAUGCGACCAAAAGAGAAACAUGCCGACUUUAAAGUGCCGGCAUCUCAGUCUAUGAUGAUACCUGGCCGAAGUGGAAGGAGAUCUGAGCGUAAAUCAACAGAUCCCUCCAGGCGGUCGGAAAAUCGAUCAUAUGAUCGUAGUGUUGAAAAAGAUGCUCAAAUGUAUUAUCAGCGGAGCUGGAAUCGACAUCAUGUGAAGCAGUCAUCUCGUAUGACGCGUAGCUGUUCGUCUGCUGAGGAUAUGAGUUACCAUGGCGACCAUUACCAUGAGUCUCGGAUCGCUUUGUGGCAGCAGCAUCAGCAACAGCUUAUACAACAACAACAGCAACAACAUCUACGUCUUCAACAAAUGGCGCGCAAUUUCAGCGCUGGUCAGCAACAACAGCUUCAGCAACAUCAACAGCAGCAGCAACAACAGAUACAACAAAAACAACAACAACAAGAGACUGAUGUUGUCAAACGCGGGAGCUGGCGUCGGUCUCGCUCGCAAGACAGUGAUGGGUUCCUGAAGCGACAGAAAGAUUUUUCAAAUAUGGAGAUAGCCCAAUCUGUUUCCACCAUGCCUCAUCGCUUUCGGUAUUCUAUGGAAACAGUUUCGACUAGUGCAAUGGGAGAGAGCUACCAGGACAAUAGGGUCAUUGAGGAAAGAGAAACUCGACAACGAAAAAGUUUAUGGAACAGAAGAUCUUCAACUGAGAAACUAUCCAAGCGUGAUUCAAACAGCAGUAUAGAAAAACAGGACAGUGAGAAAUCUGAUCGGGAUAGUUACGGUUCUCACAGUCGCCGCAGUGGUAGCUAUAGUAACGACCAGAGACUAAGUGGCAGUAGACAUAGUGUUGGUAGUUAUAGCAAUGACUCUAGGUAUGGUGUUGUUAGUCAUGAAGUCGAUCCUAGAAUCAAUACCUACGCCAAGGAUCCAAGACAAAUUGGUGUUAGCUAUGAUACUGACACGAGGAAUAGUUCUGGUAGCAGCACUAGACGAGAUGAGGAGGAGGAAGCUCGGGUAGCCUUAAACAGAUCAGGGUACCAACCCCCGGACACUUCAGAUGGAGCAACACAACGUAGUCCAUUCAAAUACGUUGGAGGCAUUGACAACUUUGGCUUUGACCCAGCUAGCUCAAAUGAAGAUAUCACCGAAAAUGUUGACAGUGCUGAUGUAACUAUGACAGAAAACUUUGGAAGCGGGAAUAUGACAAUGACUGACGAGGCCAUAGAAUAUAUGAUGCAAAAUGGCUACGUGUAUUACGAAGAUGCAUCUCGUUCACAUGAGCAAUCCUUCGAGGAUGAAAUUACACCAGAUGAUGAACGGGCGUUAGAAAUAAAUGCCAGUCUUAUCGUAAACGAGAUUCAGAGUCGCCAAAUGAUCGGCAGCGCAGUGGAUGAAGAUAUGUUUAUAGAAAAUGAAACAUUAUCUCUUGUGUCCUGUGACUACACAUCAGACACUGCUUCAGAAGUAUCAGGUUCAUGGUCAGCUCAUUCUGAGAACUAUUCCGAGUCUAGAUCUCAGACCGACAAGUCAGAAAAUUCUAGCGCUGGGCCACGAAUUGUGAAACCUAGCAAUAAGCCUAAUGGUAAAAGUUCAUUGCCAGAUGACUCUAAAACAGUUCGUGGUCGUCGUAAACCACUGUACAGUCCUCGAACAAACACAACAACAACACAGAAAUCUACCCCUAAUCGUCAGGAUAAUGCUGCUAGUCGUGGUGGUCAAAGACCAACUCCAAAUAUUGGCAACAAGUCAUCAAACGUUGCCAAAGGACUUGGGUCAACAAACACCCGCCGUAAAGUACCAGCCCAAAAGACUCACCCACAGGCCAGCAGUACGCCUACAAAAGCAGCACCCGUUGUUAGUGGAAACUCACAGAAGUCCAAAAUUGGUAAACCGUCUCCACCAGAAAGGAAAUCUACUACGGUACUGACAUCUCAGAAACAACAGAUAUCCAACAAAAACAGCCCAAGCCGUUUACCAAUGGCUUCACAGAAUCGUAAGGGAAGCAAUACUGACCGACCCAAACCCCCGGUCAAACAAGGCACCUUCACAAAAGAGCCCACAGGAGUUAACGCCCCAAGGAUAUCUGACUCUGAUCCAACCCCAGAUACAUGGUCAAAGGCUCUGGGUACGUACAAUUUCUCAGUCAUUGAUUCCUCGUCGUCCGAGGCAACAAAAGAAAACACACAGCCGGGUGUGAGGAAGCUGCAGACACCAUUGAGUAAUAAUAUUACAAAAAAUCGGUCAAACAGUGGCGGAAAUAUAGCUGGCCGUAACGGAACUCCAAACGGGAAGCCCGCAUCAAGAGCAACAUCUAAUCUUAGCAAAUCUGGUGGAAGUAACUUGAAAAAAACUAACAGUGGGUCAUCACUGACUAAAACUGGAAGUGGGUCUUCACUUACUAAAACUGGAAGUGGGUCAUCUCUUUCAAAAACAGGUAGUGGCUCUUCAUUGACCAAAACAGGAAGUGGCGCCUCUCUCAAUAAGUAUGGUAGUGGCGCUUCAUUAAAUAAGUCAGGUAGUGGUGCCUCUUUGAAUAAGGGCGGAUCUAACCCAAAUCUUAGAAAGUUUGGCAGUAAAGGAGAACUUAGAAAGUCGGAUAGUAAUGCUAGUUUGAAGAAUAAUUCACGUCCCUCGACACCAGUUGGACGUAAAAACUCAGCCCCUGCUCCAGCGGCUUCUCGUAAAACAGAGCAAAAAACAACUCCUGGCAAAAAGCAGGUGAACAGCAAGGUAGCUAGUAUGUGGAGAAAAGAAGAUGUCGAAGAACGUGGAUCACGGCUUCCUGUCUCCACCACCCCACCUCAAAAGUCACCACGAGGAAACGCCAACAUGGCCAACAGUCGUUUACAGCAACCCAAAGGGCGGACAGGUUCCCCUAACUCCCGUGGUGAAAUUUCAGGUCAGAGAGUAUCACCCAGCACGAGUAAUGUAAAAUCCACUUCACGAGACGAAAGUGAUGGGAUAAGUCGGAGUUCUACCUAUGAUAAAAUCAGCGCUAUUAAUGACACAAGUCAAUUACCGUGUUUAGACAGCUCGGAUAGAAGUGCUCACAAUUCAACAAUCAAUAACAUUGCACAUUCCCCUGAGCAGGAAACUAAUGGGGGAAAAUAUGAUUCUGAACAAAAAUCAAGUUCUGCCAACUCCACAGAUCAAGGAAUGUCAAGUGAUAGCGUUUGCUCGCCGGACAGGGAUUGUGGAAGCGAAAGUGAAAGAGAUGUUGGUGAUGAAUCUUUGUUCAAACACCCUUCACAAAUGGACCCUUAUGGCCUGAAGGUACUAAAUCACCGCGUUGACUCAAGCACAUGGAAAAAGAAAAAAUCGGAGAGUUUAAUUGGAGAUUUGCCAAAUGCUGACGACACUAGUAAGUCACUGGAUGCUGUGCGGGCUUUGCUCGAUUCCUCUGCAAGUAUGACUGAAAGUAUGAUGAACUCUUCAGUGACGGAGGAUAGUUAUUUGAGCCAGGGCUCUAGUUUUCUCAGUCAGGGAAAUCAGACAAUCGAUAGCACCUGGCGGCGAUAUCGUGACGAGUCGGUUUCAAGUUUUGCUCAGAGUGAUGAUGAAGAAUCAAUUUGGGUGAGGCGUGAUGGGGACACUUCACGUUCAGAGCCUGAACUAAGCAAGCAUGGUCUGUUUCGAUCGAGUAAGCGCAAGUCAAAAGGUGGCAACAGUGGAAGUAAAAGCUUUCUGCCAAUUAAAGCAAUGAAGCAAAUAUUUAGUUCUGGAAAAAGUGUCAAAAAAGAGACAGAAACUAAAAAGGCAGCAUCCAGUAUGUCACUCUCAACUUCCAAGGAAAGUCUGUUUAAACUGAAUAGGAGUGGACUAGAGGCUUUAAACAAAAGUGAAAUUUUAAAUAGAACCGAUAUUUGCGAUGAGGAAAAUUCUAAGAAAAAAGAGCAACAUUCAAAGAAAAAGAAGGAAGAACUACAGUCUAAGAAAAAGGAAGAAAGUCUCCGAAAGAAAGAGGAAAGUUUGAAGAAAAAAGAAGAAAGCUUAAAGAAAAAACAGGAAAAAAUUGAAAAGAAGGAGGAACAGAAACGCAAAGAUGAGAAGAGGAAAGAAGAGAAGAAAGCUGCUAAGGCAGCACUAAGCACAUCAAAAUCUCAGGAACUGAAGACAAGUCCACAAGCAACAGUUCCGCCAUUCAAUUACAAACCUACUACUACCAAGGGAGAUGCUUCUGUCCCUAACUCUGCCAAAGGUAACACCACCCCUACUAAGACUGUGCCUCCGCCAGCACGGUCUAGUAGUAUUGAUGACAACAAACGCGAAAUCGAAGAUUUGACUGUGAAACCAACCACUCCAAGAAAGACUAUUCCAACACCAACUGGACAUGCAACAAAAACGGAAAUGCUGCAAGCUAGACGUAAGCAGACUUACCUGCAAAACCUAAGUUUGCAGUCAGAGGAAAAUGCGACAGUGGAGACAACGCCGAAGGGAUGCAUUGUAACCACUGUGUAGAAUAGAGAUUUCAGCGAUUCAUUUCCUGACAUUGGAGGUUGUCUGGUAUAUUUUGUUAUCAAUUUUGAACACUGACUAUGUACACUGUAAGUAGACGUGGUAAAAUGGUGUAGAUUUUGUUAUAAAUAGUGUACGUGUGAUAUGAUACUGUGUUUACUACUGGAAGUUCAGAGCAUGAUAAACACAGUAUGUCAAACAUGUAAUUAAUACACUGAGGGUAUUCAGAUACAGUGAAUUCAGUCUGAAUAUUCCAGGUCGGUGAUACCUUAAACUUCAGCAUUUCACUGACGUUUCAGUCAGUGGACUAUUAUGUUACUCUGCGAUAUUAUCAGACAUUAAUAACAGAAAUCACUUGACCGGACAAAAAAAAAUUCAAAAUAGGAUUUCUGGACUGAUGAACUAGUCUAUGGAACUGAAACUGUUCAUAAAACAACUACUGUUAAAGACUCAAGUCACAAUCAAUAACACAAAUUUGUGCAUUGGUGUAUUUCAAAUGGUGCAAUCUUUAUAUGUGAAUAUGUGUGUAAAGAUGAAUUCUACAUGGGCGCAAGCGAAGGAUCAAGGUGUAGUGAUUGGCAUUAGCUGUAAGGGUUCAUAGUAUAAUGAACCACAUUGAUGUCUAAAUUUCAAGUUCAUAUUAUAUAUUCAAUUAUUGAAAUUUUGUUUCUGUGAAGUCUUGAUUCACCUUAAUAACUCCAGAAAUUCACUUGUUUCCAGUGAAUCUAGAAAUUUGCUUUCUCACAUUAAAGGCUUGGUUCUCUUUAUACCUCCUGAUGAAAAAUCAUGUAAUUAUUCAUUAAUAAUGUAUAUUUUUGCGGCAUUGUAUCUUAUCAUUUUCUUUACCGAUAGAAACAGCAGAUAAAAUGAAAGGACUGGUAAUAAUGUGAGGUGCUGACAAAUUAACAUAUAAUCAUUUUGUUGAUUUCACCAUGCGGUUGAAGUGAAAUUGCUAUUAUUUAUCAUACUUAUACGAGAAGUCACAUUCGCCUCAAUUUACCAUAGCCAAACUUUGUCGCAUGGAAUUGGCCAGUUUUUCGUUGUUUCUGGUUUACACCAUUACAUCGUUAAGAAAUACCUUCAUAAAAAUUCUAUUUGUCCUUUGUAUCCUACUGAUAAGGUCUACAGAAAUAUUUAGAAUGAGUGAAAUGAUAGUCUGGUUUUAGUAAUCGUUUAAUGUUUCCGUAAAUGGCCUUGGUGUAUCGUAAUGGUCUUCGUUGUUGUGAGACUCAGUUUUUUAUACCUUUAACAGACUGUUGAGUGUUUAAUCGUUCAUUUAUACAAGUAAUCUGCCAAAGUCUUAGUAGUAUUAGUGUACAAAGUCGCUGGCGAUAUUUUUACUUACACGUAGCACAUUGACAUUUAGCGAAGUUAUGUUCGGAUGUUCGUUUGAACAUUUAACAGUAAUGACCUUGUUUCAUUUAUUUUAUAUUGAUAUAUUAGUACACUGAUUCUCAUAUCGCCAUCACUGAGAGAAAGAAACGAUUGAAGUAGAAUCAGCUGUGGUACAAAUCGUCGGCAAUGUCAUCAGUUCCUGUCUAGUUACUAUGGUUACUAAUAUUUGGUAAGAGUCAUCAGAUUUCAGUACCGGACGGUAGGCAUUAUUCAUCAGUUUCGGUAGUUUGCCCUCAUUACUGUUUCACGGAGACCACCAAAAUCUACUCUGUAAUUUUUAAAUGUUAUUUUUAGCUGUUCCUUUUGUAUGGUGCAUUACUUGUGACUGCUGCUCACUGCCUUAAGACAUCUGUUUCACCCAAACCAUUUGUUUUUCUGAUCUUUACUGAAAAUGAUUUUGAUUUUUUGAAUAACGUAAUAUAUAUCAAUGCCAGAAAAGGUGGUCCUGUUCCGUAUAUAUUGCAUGUCAUGGUGCACAUCCAUUAAAGGCAAUACCUAUGUACCUCUGUUCAACCGUUGGCCCAAAUAUGUAUACGAAAUAGAGGAAUGGACUUUGUCCUUAGAUGACCUGUAGUAACUUGAUUUAAGACCGAUUUCCUGUAACACAAGAUAGAUAUCUGUGUAUAAAUGGUAAAUAGCUGGUAUCUUGAUAUCAAUAAUGCAGUAUGUCAUGUCUUAACACUUAUUACUGCAAUUUUGUUUACACGAACAGGAAAUGUCGAAAUUGUAUCAUUGAUCAAGUGACAUUCUACCAAAUCAACAUUCUUAUAGUAGUAUAAUGAAAGGGACAUAAUCUUCAGUCGAUUCCAUUUAAAUUCUUACAGUGAAGUUAAACUCAACUAUUGGUGACGAACUUUGAACUUUGGAUAUCGCCUCAUGGGGAUGGAUGCUGCCUAUAAGUGAGCGUUGUCUCGUUUUGUUGAAAAAUGUUUUUAAUGGAAAUAGUGUUGUUGUGAGCACUGCCUGGGUUUUAGAGAAAAUGCCUCCUAGUGAGUUUGCGUUGUAAUGGAUGUCACCACAAUUAGGUAGAGCCAUUGGUUGUGCGACUUUGAUUCACUGUUGUCCAAGACUUCACUGUAAGUUAAUGGUCUAUUUCAAGGUAUGUCGUUAGAUAUCUACCCCAUUUAUUAGUAUAUAUUGUUUCCUGGUCGUCAUCAAACUGCAGCAACCUAGGAAUCAACUUGUGUUGAUUUUAAACAUUGAUAAUGAGUUACCAAAGACGCUAUAUUUCUUGUGUUAACAUUUACAGGGCAUUUGAUUCUGAUUAGAGGUGGCAUUACGAUGUGUUUAAACGUUUACAUAUACCUUUAAUGCUUCAUUUUAUCCUACUAAUUUAAUAUUACUGUACAUCAAUUAUCUCACAUUAUCUAUAGUAUAUAUAUCAACUUUAAAUGGUAUAAACAAGAAAUGCAAAUAAAUGUGCGAAAGUUUUUAUUAUAAUUUAUGAAACAAUGCGUCACCUGUCACACUAGUUUUUGUACAUGUGCCAGAAACAUAACAGGAUUUUGAAUACAUUUAUUUUGUCACGGGAACUUUGCGUUGAUUUCCUGCAGACUUAUUUUGAAUAUUUCUAGAUCAGUUCGAGAUUUUCCUCGAUCUACACCGGAUCUGAUAAUCUGCAAAUUCUUCAACAAGUGUAUAAUUUCUGAUGGUUUUUUUGUUUUUUGUUUUUGUAUUUGUGUUUUUUUUUUUUUUUUUUUUUAUAAAUUUCUACCUAUCUUUGCCUUAUGACAUUUUUAUAAAAUUUAAAUGAUUUCAACUAUAAAAAAUGGAUACAAAGUUUUCUUUAUAUUUCAAAACAAAUACAAAGUAGUAUGUAACAUUAGACAAUACUUGGUUGUGUUUCCCGAGUGUGCUGUACGUGUCCGGUUGUGAACGUUUCAGGUUGUGUAUUUUGUGUCGGGUAUCAGAAUUGUACCAGUUGUGUUGGUUGUUUAUCAUCAGUGUGUAGUUUAGUAGAGAGACUCAUCAGCCGAGAGAUAUAUAUUAUGUUAAAAUCUGUCUUGACUGAGCUCAUGUAAUUUUAAUCUUGGUUAAUAUGAUGUUUAUUUAUCCGCGUCCGGAAAACGCUUGUAUUUGAGUGACAAUGAUCACUUUAUGCUGUGUUAGCUAACGAACGGUCUGGACCUUCGCUUUAACAGUGUAUUUCUUCAUAAUGGCGUUAUUUAUGACACGUGUACUAGAUUUUCCUACAAAGAUUCAAUCUCUACCCUGCUUUUCGUUCCUUACACUCACGCCCACCAAUGCGAGUGUAAGGAGAGACAACUCUGGUUGAGUAUAGGUUGACUUUGAAAUUUUAAAAAAAAGUUUGAACAUACUGAUUGUUGUUUCACCACAUUGUACCUUCAGUUUUAACCUAAUUCCGAUUACCCGGAUACUUCCCGGAUAACUGUAACUGUCGCUUUGUGUAUAGCAUUUUCAUAUUCCAGUUUCCCACCAAUAUUGUCAGACUAAGUAUGUUCUGGUGUGUUCGGUAGUGUUCAUUAAAGGGAAGGAAGAUCCGAGCACAAGACUAGUAUGGUGUGUGUAAGGACGAGAGGACAUACGGAUGUAAGGACGAAUGGAUGUAUAAAGUACGAAGAGUUUAUGUACAUACAGGUCUUGAACUCAAUUUCAAAAUGGCUGCUUAGUGUACAAUGAUGUGUGUAUACAAGAUAUUUUUUAUGAAUUUGUUCUGCUAUAAAUAACAUUGAGCUUUAUUUCCAUGCUACUUUGCUUUGUGACGAUACCAAAGCUUGUCACUAGAGACAGAAGUUGUAUAAACCGUUGCCAGUAGUUAUAUACAAUAGAUAUCGGCCAUAUUAUGUAUUGUAAAAAGUCUGUUUUGUCAAGAUUGUUUUGAAAACUGAAUAACUACUUAGCAUAAAGUGUCAGAGGAAUUUAUCAGCAAGUAAAGGUAUAUUUAUUCCUGAAGAAAAA
This is a messenger RNA of Ylistrum balloti, 15636 nucleotides long. Its product is annotated as adenomatous polyposis coli protein-like. Gene Ontology annotation, biological process: cell fate specification; regulation of cell differentiation; negative regulation of canonical Wnt signaling pathway. Gene Ontology annotation, cellular component: catenin complex; beta-catenin destruction complex; cytoplasmic microtubule. Lineage: Eukaryota; Metazoa; Mollusca; Bivalvia; Pectinida; Pectinidae. The coding region runs from base 1 to 11325 and encodes 3774 amino acids. The record is from RefSeq and is a predicted model, not a curated record. The transcript has 6 exons. Gene Ontology annotation, molecular function: microtubule binding; gamma-catenin binding; beta-catenin binding.